This is a messenger RNA of Rhagoletis pomonella (apple maggot), 1077 nucleotides long. RefSeq names its product protein krasavietz-like. Gene Ontology annotation, cellular component: membrane; cytoplasm. Bases 15 to 308 code for a protein of 97 amino acids. NCBI's taxonomy places the organism in Eukaryota, Metazoa, Arthropoda, Insecta, Diptera, Tephritidae. The transcript has 2 exons. The record is from RefSeq and is a predicted model, not a curated record.
UAUUCGUCAAGCUCAUGCGUCGAUAUAAGUACUUGGAGAAGAUGUUCGAAGAGGAAAUGAAAAAGGUGUUGGUAUUCAUUAAAGGUUUUACUCCGAGUGAACGCACCAAACUUGCGCGUAUGACAGCGCUCUGGUUAGUUAAUGGUUCUGUGCCCCCGAAUGUUCUGUUGGUAUUGAACAACGAGCAUUUAAUUAAGGAUGGCAUUGCUAUCGACUUCCUUAUCGAGGUAUUUGUCGCUUUCAAACAAGAGAAGGGCAUUUCAUAUCUGGUACAAGCUCUCAAAAAGGGUGGACUUGAAAGCAAGUAAGUGAAAUGGUAUUAUUCAUAUUGAUUAUUGCAAAAAAAAAGUAUCAUAUAUAUAAGUAUACAUACAUAUAUGGAUACAACUAGAUAUAAGUACGCGCUGCAAUGGUACAAUCUAAUUUUUUUACAUAUGUAAAUUGAUAUACAUAGAUGUAUUUAUAGCACCAAUUUGUUUAUUUUUUUUAGAAGAAAUUUAAAGGCUCAAUCGCACACUUUUUAACAAUGAAUCUAAUGAAACGCUACAUAUUUUCAUUGUGAAAGUGUGCAAGAGCAAAAUAAAACGAUUGGGUGUCCAAACUUCUUUAAUGUAUAGAAAAAUUGGCCAAUAAUCGCUUUGACAUGGCGCUUACAUCAUUAAGCAUUGAAAUAUGGGUGCGUUCAGAAAUGCAUCGAGCCAAAGCAUCAGUCUCUUUUUACUUCUAAAUUAUAACGGAUGCAAAUGCUUUAUUUACGCAACUAAGUUCCAAUUAGCCAUUUAAUCGUCGUUGCGCAUAUUGGAUAUUUCCAUCAAUUACAGUUUAGAAAUAAAUACGUCUGAUGGUUUGACUUGAUGCAUUUAUGAACACACACUAUGUAUCUUCCUAUUAAUGAAGGAGUUUGAUAGGUCUCGAUUUUUUCUUUGAUAUCACUUUGCACACUGGGAGAAUGGAUUUGAUUCGAUUUAAAAGUAUCAAUUUCAUUGUACAAGUGUGCAAGAGUAAAUUGAAACGAUUGGGUGUCCAGACUUCUCUUUGUCGUAGAAAAACUGGCCAAUUAUCGUUUUAACACGUAUA